AUGCUGGCAGUGGCCCUUAAGGGUUUGGUGGGCGAAGAUCUUGGGAGGUGGGGCGUUGAAUUUGUGGGCCCUGCACCUUGGCGUUCUGCCAAAAUGACAUUUUUUUACAAGCAAUUGACCCCUGCACGCCUGUGGGCCAUGCUGGUGGAAGAUGUUUCUCAAGGACUUCUUGCCUUUGCGGUUUCUACUCAAGAUGGAUUUACAGCCUACAUGUUCAUGAUGAACAUAGCUGUGCCAGCUUUGCGCAUUUGCUGGGCAUGGGCCUUCCACUAUAAAAUUGCUGGGGAGGUCAGGGAGUGGAUGCUACAAGAAGCUGUGGAUGCUGUUGCAGAAGGCAGGGCCGCCAGCCAAGGAGCAGGUGAAGCCGCUCCUUGCCAAUUCAAGAGGAGAUUUCAGAGGAGAAGAAAGGGCUGGACUGGACUGGAUUCAUCCAGUUUUAAGUAUCCGUUUCUGAACUGGAUGUCUUUGCAGAAUCUGGCCGAAGGAGAUGAUGUUGAUGGCCUUUCCUCGGAUCAGGUCACGGUGUGCAAAGGCUUGCUCUGGCUCGUCCUGGAAGAUGCCAAUGCCAUGAAGGGACUGGUGACGCUUUGGGAGCUUUGGAAGCAUCAAACUUUGAGGAUUGGAGGUUAUGGCCAUGGAACUGGUGAUCGUCGAAUUGGUGAUCCUGAGUGCCGAGCCUUGGCCCUUGGAAUCGGCCAGAUGCAACACCUCACGAACCUAGCGCUGCACAUUGCAAACAACAAGAUCGGCAAGGAUGGCUGCGAGAGUUUGGGUGAAGGCAUCUCCAAACUGCAGCAGCUCACCCACCUGUCCCUGGGCUUGAUGGACAGAUUGACCUGUCCUACCAAUCGUUUAAAUGGGAUGCUGUUUGUCAGACAAGCUUGGAGUUAG
This is a messenger RNA of Durusdinium trenchii, 891 nucleotides long. NCBI's taxonomy places the organism in Eukaryota, Dinophyceae, Suessiales, Symbiodiniaceae. The record is from the annotation of a GenBank genome assembly.